AUGCUAAACUAUGAUAAAAAUGAUGAAGAACAUUAGCAGAGUUCUGUUAAAGAAAAACUUGAGAAAUUAAAAUUUUAAUCUUUAUAGCCAAAAGCUUCAACUAUAUCUCUUAAAAAUAAUGUUAGGGAAAAUAGAAAAUAAUCACAUGCAAAUAUUUAAGCGAAAAAAGAUGCAUCAGAAUCAGUUUCGGAGUCUUCUUACGAUGAUUAAUCAGAAUUAUAUUUUUCAGAAUUCAAUAUUAUAAAUGAUAAUAAAAAGGCAAAGAUUCUAUGUGAAUAUAAGAAUAGCUAUUUUAAUGAGAAAAUAAAAGUGUUCAACGAGAUAAAAUAAAAGUAGAUUUGGCCAAAGUAAUAAGCAUAACAAAAUUAAGAUGAUGCAUCAGUUCAACUGAUAAAGUAAUCAUCUAUUAUGAGAUAAUAAUCAUCAGUUUCUGAGAGCAAUCAUAAUACAAUAAGUUUAGUGAGAAGAAUCAAGGAAUUUAAUGAUUACUCUGUAGAAUAAUCUUUAAAAUAAAUUAACUCUCCUCUUAAAUUUUAUAUACCAAACAAUCAUUAAUUCAAUAUUAACAGCAUUUAAUAUAAUAACAAUUUUACUAGUUCUCACGCUAUUAACAAUAGAUCUUUAUUAUAAAUAAAAGAAAGCAGCCAAUACACUAUAGAUAUUCCUUGCGAUUCUUUGGGACAAUAGUCUGCUAAAUAUACGGAUAAAGAUUUACUCCUAUAGAUCAUAGAAGCUAUAUUUGCUAAAAAUGUUUUUGUUUUAAUUCAAAUGAUAAAAUUUCUGCAAAAAGAGUACAGAACUGAGGUUCUAAAUUAAAAAGAUGUAAAUGGCAAUACACCACUUUUAUUAGCAAUCAAAUUAUCUCAUUAAUAAAAUUAGGUUGAAAUUAUUAAACUACUGCUAUCAAGUGGUUGUGAUCCUUCUAUAAAAGAUUUAAAUGGUUGGAGUCCAAUAGAAGAAACAGUUGCCUAAAUGGAUGUAUCUACAACUUCAUUGCUAUUUGAUUAUUUGGUAUAAAAAAGAAUGUUUGAUAUUUAAUAAGAAAGGAAUCAAAUUGAUUAGGAGUUAUUAAGAAUUAAUGAUUUUUAUCUUGAAAUGAAAUGGGAGUUUAAAUCAAAUUUGAUACCAUUUAUCUCGAAAAUAACGCCUAAUGAUACUUUCAAAAUAUACAAAAGAGGUAUUUCCAGCAUUUGAUUUAAGGUUCAUCACUAAGACUUGAUACUACUUUCGCAGGAACUAAGAAUUAUAAGACCAAAAGGAGAGAUAUCAGUGUAUUGUAUAAUCCAAUGAUUGGUACUUCUUAGAGGAAGGAAAACUGUUCGAAUUGCAGAUUUGUAACUAUAUUAAAUAGAACAAAAAAAAUUUAUUAUUAUCCUAUUGUAAUUUAUCAAAUUAUAUUAGUAAGAGAUAGAUAUUGAAGAGAAAGAGUAAAUUAUUUUAGAUCUACUUCACUGUGAUAGUGUAAGUGGUGAAAUGAAAGUAACAUAAUGUGACUUGAUAAAAAGGAAAAAUAUUUUUGGGAAUUAUGUUAACUAAAAAAUAAAUAAUCUUGUUUGUUAAAAAUAUGAGUUUCGAAUUCAAGCAAAUAAACAAUUUCGUAAAAAAUAAAAAUCUCAUUAUUCUAUGAGUUUCGAAUAAUAUAUAAAAUAAAAUUAUGAAACAGAUUCAAAAUAAGAUAAAGUAAAUUUUGAACCAUGGGCACAAGAAAUUAUUUAGAAUGAUGGAACUUCUAAAAGUAUUUUAAUUACAAUAUGAAUAGAAUAAUAAAAGCUAUGUUAAUUAUAUAUAAGUUAAGAAUUCCCUAUAGACUUUCGAUAAUUUUUGCCAAUAAUAAAAAUGUUAGCAAGAGGAAAUGAAAUGCUAUAAUCUUUAGAAGAAAUAUUAUCAAGCGAAACAGUAAAAUAGGUCUUAAAUGAUAAUGGAUUUCCUGUGAGAAUCGAAAUUCCAAUAAAUUUUACAAUUGAUGCAGUUGUCACUUUUUAAAAUUAUAAAUAAAUUGAACUUGACAAUUUAGAAAUAAUUUAAUUAUUCUAGAUACCUAGUAAUUUUAUUUAAAUGCAAAGAAGAGAUGCUACAAAAGUAAUGAAAAGAUAGAAGAAAAGAUUGAUUUUAGCAAAUUUAUUUUUAUGA
Paramecium octaurelia is the source of this 2130-nucleotide messenger RNA. Lineage: Eukaryota; Ciliophora; Oligohymenophorea; Peniculida; Parameciidae. The record is from the annotation of a GenBank genome assembly.